AUGGCCGAGAUCCCCGGGAAGGCUAAUCUGCCCCGGAAAAGUGCCUUUUCAUGUGAGGCCUGUCGAAAGCGUAAGGUGAAAUGCAAUGGUGCUAGUCCAUCAUGUUCACGGUGUGCCGCUCGAGGCGAAACUUGCGUCUAUAGCUUAGCUCCUACAUUAUCCUAUACAAAACAGUUGGAAUCCCGAGUCGCACAGCUGGAAGAGGCUCUGGCCAAGACCCGCUUGCAGCAACCGUCCGACACAGAGCUGCGGAAAACAACCUCGCCUGCAUCGACGGGCGCCGGCUCUAGUGCCAGUCCCAGCUUGCGUCAACAGACAAUAAAGGAAGAAGAAGAAGGUAGUGAACAGGAUUUAUCACAGGAUUUCGAAGGCUUGAAAGUCGAGAAUGAUGGCCGUAUCUCCUUCCAUGGCCCGACCAGUUUGUUCCAACUGCCCAGUGGCGUCCCGGAAGCGUCGUCGGUGUUCCCUCUGGGCAUGGAGAUGGGGGCUAGGAAGGAACGGUUGAUUAACAAUGCGUGGCGGGAGAGGGCAUUUGAGCAGCUGGCUGCUAUGCCGGAACCUUUCCAGUAUUUGUUGGAUUCCCACUGGUGUUGGAUCCACCCUCUAUUUAAUUUUGUCUAUCGUCCUGCCUUUACUCGUGACCUGAAAAUUAAUGGGCCCUAUUACUCUGAUAUUCUCCUGAACGCCCUCCUCUCCCACUCGGUCCGAUGGUGUAAGGCUGAACCGAAGAUCGGCCCGAUCUUGGGGUCAUUCGAUGGCGGUGCACAGUUCUUCCAACGUGCCAUCUCUGGCGUCCAUGACUCUCUGAAAGUUGGAUACGCGGGCAUCCCGACGAUUCAGACGUUGCUGCUUCUCAGUGCACAAGAAUGUGGACGGGGCAAUAGAACUCAGGCAUGGUUGUAUAGCGGGAUGGCGUUCCGAUUGCUGGACGAUUUGGGGAUCUCGAUCGACAGUCGAAAAUACUCUGGUUCCGCGCAGCUGAAUGACGAGGACAUUGAGAUCCGGAACCGUCUUUUCUGGAGUUGUUAUUUCUGGGAUAAGAUGGUUUCUUUGUACUUCGGUCGGUCUCCAACGAUGCAGCACUCGCGUGUUAGCCCACCUAGGAUGAUCUUGGACGACACUUCGGAAAUUGAAAUCUGGACACCGCAUGGUGUCAUCUUCCCCGAGGGCAUGCAAUAUCCACCGACCCAGGCGCAUUCGACAUCAUGCUUCAUGAAAAUGUGUGGGUUGGCUGAAAUUCUCAACCAAAUCCUGGUCCACAUCUACGAUCCUAUCCGCCAGAUCUCCGAGGCAGAGUUCUAUCAAUGCAUCCAGGAGCAAGCGAAGAAUCUAGCUGAUUGGUGGGAGGACCUGCCUCCUUAUCUGAAAUUGGUGCCAUCUGAUCUGCCACCGUACAGUCCUCCAAGUCAUAUGGUGAUUCUCAAUUGUCUGUAUCACACAAUUAACAUCUUACUUCACCGUCCGGUUCUUUGCUCCAAGACAACCAGAGAAUCUUAUGACCAGAGCCAUCUAAUUCAGUGUAUGUCGUCUGCGAUCGCGACUCUAUCGCUAUUUGACUUGUACCGUCGUACCUUUGGCGAUGCGCAUGUGGUUCUCUCGCUCGCCUACAGUGUCUAUACGGCUGCGUCGAUAUUUUUGUUGGAAAUUCAGGCUCUGAAAUACGCCGCACCGGGCACGUUGGAUAAGCUGAAGUACUGCAUCAAUGCUCUAGAGCGUGUCCGGACUGCCAAUCCUGUGAUCAACACGGCUCUAGGCCUCAUCUACCAAGAACUCCAGAAACUCCAGAUCGACAUCCCGGUCCCAGCCCCGACACCAACAACCCCAGACCCACAAUCCCAACCUCGGCAUCACAGCCACUCCCCUCAACCUCAAGGUCCUCACCUCCCCGCGAUGGGUCACAUCUUAAACCCCAGCGACACCGAUUCGGGUCACGUGUCCCCCGUCCACCAUCCGCACCACUCACACCAUUCAAGCCAUCCUUCUUCGUCCAUGGGCACGCCCGGAUCCACAGCAUCUGCUUCUAUGCUCCAGGGCUAUAGCUUCCCGCAACAGCAGACGGGUUUUGACCUCUCUCACCACCAAUCACACCAACCGCAUCAUCACCAUCACCACUCGUCUACGGGAGGAUUGCCGCCACUGGGGGCGACACAUUUACUGGGCGGGAUGCCGAAUGCUGUAAUGUCGCUGGAUAAUACGGGGACUUAUGAGAUUACGCCGGAGGUUUUCGAGGCGUUUUCAUAUGCGGAGCCUAUUACGACGAAUAUGCCUGGUUUUGGAUAG
Aspergillus glaucus CBS 516.65 is the source of this 2280-nucleotide messenger RNA. RefSeq names its product putative C6 transcription factor. Bases 1 to 2280 code for a protein of 759 amino acids. The record is from RefSeq and is a predicted model, not a curated record. Gene Ontology annotation, molecular function: zinc ion binding; DNA binding; DNA-binding transcription factor activity, RNA polymerase II-specific. Lineage: Eukaryota; Fungi; Ascomycota; Eurotiomycetes; Eurotiales; Aspergillaceae. Gene Ontology annotation, biological process: regulation of DNA-templated transcription; DNA-templated transcription. The transcript has 8 exons.